Messenger RNA from Aspergillus ibericus CBS 121593, 1506 nucleotides. RefSeq lists its product as uncharacterized. The record is from RefSeq and is a predicted model, not a curated record. Bases 197 to 1138 code for a protein of 313 amino acids. NCBI's taxonomy places the organism in Eukaryota, Fungi, Ascomycota, Eurotiomycetes, Eurotiales, Aspergillaceae. The transcript has a single exon.
CAGCCUGCGGUCGGUAUAAAGGGUCUCGCGCGUCAUCAUCACCGCUCUUCCCCAACCAUCCAUCAUGCUGGUCGAGGUGACCAUGGAGCAUUUUACCCCAGCAUCCUCACAUUUUCCAAGAACUGAGCAUACAUAGACCAAGCCAUUUUCAUCACCCGAUCUCUACUUCAGACAGUCUGUUGCUGUCGCAACCGCCAUGGGGAAGCCCAAGCUAACCCCCGAGACCUUCAACUUCAUCGAACUUGUUCAGCAAACCUACGACGACUCCCGCAUCAUCGUUGCCGUCUGCCUGGUCUCCUGGAUCGUGGGCCGUCUCGAUCUCGGACUCACCUGGUUGCUUUUCGUCCUGGCAAUAUGUCGAACCUACGCCGUGGUCUCGCUGACCCGAGUGCAGCGCAUCAUCCGCGACGAAUGCCGACGAUACCACGCCCGCAAAAUACUUUCCCGUGGGGAGACGGUGGAUUGGGCGAAUGGGGUCCUCCAGCGGUUCUGGCACAUGUACCAGGGGCCGAUCUGCGACCAUAUCGUUCGCUAUGUGAACAACGGGCUCGCACGGCGAACGACCUCGGAGAAUGGGGGCGUUGCCCAGAAAGUGGUGAUUCAGUCGUUGGAGUUGAUCGACCUGCCUCUCCGCUUUACCCGGGUUUUUGUCCACCACAAACCGUGUUCGCCGAAUCUGAUCGUCGAAGGCCAGUUCCAGGUGAACCUGGCACCGCAUCCUUCGCACCACCACCUGAUCGAGAGCUCCGGACAUCCUCUGAUCGAUCUUACGAUUGUACACGAUAAAAACGCCCGCGAUCCUCAUAACCGCACUCAUGAUCUGGCGGUGCAAGUGCGUCAGUUUACAAGCACAGGAUCGCUGCGCGUUGAGCUAGACUUGGAAGGCGACCAGCCGGCUCUGCUUCAACCGCAGGUCGACCUCCAGGAGCACCCCAAGAUGGACUGCACGAUCAAAUCGAUCAGUCAGCAUCAUUUUCCACUGCAUUUUGCGCACCAAGUGGACUGGCGGCGAGUGGUGGAAAUGCAGCUGCGGGAGGGGCUUGGGUGGGCGUUUCAUCGGCCACUACCGCUGCCUUUCACGCUGGGAGAGCGGUGGGUGUUCCGGGCGAUGACGUGGUGGUGGCAUGCUGUGAACUAGCAGGAUUGGUCGCAGAAAUGGGGACAGAAAUGGGGGCAGGGAUGAGACGCAAUAAAGCGCCGGUCAUAAAUAUAGUCCUCGGCGCAGCGCCUUCAUUGGGUGCGGGCGGCCCGGUGGGGGCCCCCUAUAGGGCUGAGUGGGCGGCCAACCAGGGGAAGCCAAAUGGUGUUGCCUUGGUAUUGCAAAUACCAUCCACAGCGUACUAUUUACAGACAGGAGGUAGGGCUACGGAAUGUUCCGAACACAUGCCGGUCUUCCUUUCUAUUUGUAAUAAUUAGAUUCCCAUUCUUGGCUGUGGCUUUUCAGUUAUUUGGCUCGAUUCCGUGAGAGCUGGGUAAUGGGUAAAUUUUCUUCCAUCAUCAGAUUCU